AUGGCCGAAAUAAGAAGAAAGCUUGUUAUUGUUGGUGAUGGUGCUUGUGGUAAAACUUGUCUGUUGAUCGUCUUCUCAAAGGGUACCUUCCCUGAGUUUUAUGUUCCCACCGUAUUUGAAAAUUACGUAGCUGAUGUCGAAGUUGAUGGAAAACACGUGGAAUUGGCUUUAUGGGAUACAGCAGGCCAAGAGGAUUAUGAUCGUCUUCGACCCUUGUCAUACCCUGAUUCUCAUGUUAUUUUGAUUUGUUUUGCUGUUGAUUCUCCCGACUCUUUGGAGAACGUUCAAGAAAAGUGGAUUUCUGAAGUCCUCCAUUUCUGUCAAGGUUUACCUAUUCUUUUGGUUGGCUGUAAGAAAGAUUUGAGAAAUGAUCCUGCAACAAUUGAAGAGCUCAGAAGAAACUCCCAAAAGCCUGUUGGCUCUGAUGAGGGUGCUUUGGUUGCGCAAAGAAUCAGUGCUUACAAGUACCUUGAAUGCUCUGCCAAGACCGGUGAAGGUGUUCGUGAGGUAUUUGAACAUGCAACAAGAGCUGCAUUGAUGGUUUCAAAGAAGAAGAAGUCCAAGGGUUGCACUGUUUUGUAA
Messenger RNA from Mucor velutinosus, 582 nucleotides. RefSeq lists its product as uncharacterized. The record is from RefSeq and is a predicted model, not a curated record. The transcript is spliced from 5 exons. Bases 1 to 582 code for a protein of 193 amino acids. NCBI's taxonomy places the organism in Eukaryota, Fungi, Mucoromycota, Mucoromycetes, Mucorales, Mucoraceae. Gene Ontology annotation, molecular function: GTPase activity; GTP binding; protein kinase binding. Gene Ontology annotation, cellular component: cytosol. Gene Ontology annotation, biological process: small GTPase-mediated signal transduction.